Molecule: messenger RNA, 1205 nt
Organism: Caenorhabditis sp. 36 PRJEB53466
Lineage: Eukaryota; Metazoa; Nematoda; Chromadorea; Rhabditida; Rhabditidae
Source: the annotation of a GenBank genome assembly
AUGGCCGACGACAACCUGCUCGAAGGAAUCGACUUCUCCCUGCCGCUUCACACUGCUCUCGUCGUUUUGAAUGGCAAGCCGGCUCAGGAGGAGAACGUCUUUCCGAAACCAUCGACGCUCUGUCGCAAAGCUGAUAUGGAGGAGGAUCAACCGCCAAUUACUGUGAUUAUCGACGAAAUAAUCGCAAAGUUCUCCAAUUAUCCCGAACUAGUGACGAUUCUCAUGAAGCGUCGUUUUCUCAAGAAGAAGCAGCAGUGCCGCAGAUGCAAUCGGGAAAUGAGCUUGAGACGUCGGAAGGGUUCGUAUGAGGUAUGCUCCUGGAAGUUAUGGCAUUUAAUGGUGUGUUUGUUUUCAGUGGCGCUGCAGAUCAAAAACGACUAAAAGAGACUGCUCCUCGUGUUCCAUCAAGGCCGGAAGUUGGUUUGAGAAAGUGAAGGUCUCGUUCGAUACCAUCUUCAACUUCCUAAUCAUGAAUGGAAAGAAGUGAGUUCAGAAUACACAACAGUGCAGAUCAGUUUUCAAUCCAAUCCUUCAGCUGCUCGACCGAUCACAUGGUCAACCACUUGGGACUGUCCUCUCAUGCCGUCAACGAAAUUCGCAAAAUGUCCUACGAUCUGACUGAGAACAUCAUCAAGAAGUACAAAAAGAUUGGAGGAGACAACAAGGAGGUCUUCGUGGAGGUGGUCACUGUGAUACCGAAUAAACCAAACGGACAGAUCCAUGUGUUCAAAGUGGUCGCAGGUACAAUUUGUUUUCAAACAGAACAAGAAAAAGACAAAUUCUUUCUUUUGCAGGCGUUGAGCUUGAAACAAAACGUUGUUUCGCUCGAAUUGUGCCCGACGAAAGACCAGCGACAAUUGAACAGACCAUCAAAGAUCACGUCGCUGAAGAUUCACUGGUCACAAUGGUCACUACCAUUAGCAACAAUGUUGAAUGCUAUGACAGGUAAUGAAUUUUCCCGAGAUUGCUCUAAGAUCUGUUUGGUUUCCAGCCAAAAUGUCAAGUAUUUGGACGAGAGAGUUCUGCGUUCGCCGGACGAGCUGCCGACGGACCUGCUCUUCUCGAACAUCAGAAACGCUCCGAUUGAGUUCAUCCGCUCGACCGCCGAGCUCUUCCAGAUGUAUCUCAACGAUCAAGUUGUGAGAAGACAAGAGGGAAAGUUCUUCCUGGAAGGUUGCUUCAACGAGCUGAGAAAGUAUUUUUAA